AUGCCUCAAUCUACCACCAUAAACUUCGGCGACAUCCUAGCCGGGUACUUAGCUAAGCGGAUGGACCUGCCCGUCUCGAAGCUCAUCAUCGCGUGCAAUGAGAACGACAUCUUCCACCGUUUCUUGCAGACCGGCACGUACGAGCAGAACCCCGUUCACGGCGCCGCGGCAGCAGGGGGUCUUGUACAGGAUGGGGCAACAGCGCACCCUGAGGGAGUCAAGCAAACAUUAUCGCCCUCGAUGGACAUUCUUGUAAGCAGCAAUUUCGAAAGACUGCUCUGGUUCGUCGCGCACGACGUCUACAGCUUAAACACCAACAGCGCACAAGAGAAGAGAGAAAGAGCGGGUCGGAAAGUCAAAGAAUGGCAGACUCAAUUAAAGACCAACGGCGGAUUCAGCGUCGAGAAACAAGUGCUGGAUGCCAUACGCGCAGAUUUCGCAGCGGAGCGGGUAUCGGAUGUAGAGACGAUUGCCACCAUCCGAAAUGUUUAUCGAUGGCCCAAGGGCUCUAUUUUAGAUCCACAUUCUGCAAUUGCGGUAACUGCGGCGCUGCGAUCUGCGGAGGGUGCACAUCAGGUGGCGCUGGCAACGGCGCAUCCGGCUAAGUUUGCGAAGGCGGUGGAGAUGGUACUGGUGGAGGAGAAAAGGGUUUCGGUUCAAGGAUAUCUUGCCAAUGCAGUUUGUGGGAUCGGAGGAGAGGCCGAGGAGGGCCUUACAAUCACCAACCCGCUCGUCCUAUACCGUGCUCUGCUCGCUACGAAACGAAUUGACCCGGACCCAGCCCAACAUCGUCUCGCGCUCCAUCUCCAAAAGCUCUACUAUCGCCUCAAGGACUACUCGCCCAAGGUCGACUUCAGCCACCGGCUAGAUCAGAUCAAUCGGCUUGUUAAAAAGCCUGCCAUUGAUCCGGCUGAGGCGGAAGAUAGGAAACAGCAGAAUAAUGGAAGACGCCACGGGAUCUUCUCAUCGUUGCGAGAGCAGAAGGCAAAGGCAGAUGCAAUGGCGCUCACAAGGAGGCUGACCAGUCAUGAAUCCGCUGUACAGUUGCAAUCACCUCAGGGUCUACUUCUAUACGGAGAGGUAGGAACAGGGAAGAGUCUGCUUGUAGACCUACUAGCCGACUGCUUACCCAACGGCAAGAAGAGACGGUGGCAUUUCAACACCUUCAUGCUCGAGACAUUUGCAAGGCUAGAACAACUGCGUAAGGAAAGGCAUACUGAGUCAUCGGCUAUGCCGAGAAGCGGAAGCCAAGAUGAAGAACAUUCUCUAUUAUGGCUUGCAAGGGACAUGAUCUCUACUUCUCCAAUACUCUUUCUGGAUGAAUUUCAAUUGCCGGAUCGUGCCGCUUCAAAGAUCCUAUCCAACCUCCUUACUUCUUUCUUUCACCUUGGCGGAGUUCUAAUUGCGACAAGCAAUCGUAUGCCAGAAGAAUUGGCCAAUGCGUCAGGCAUGGAGUUCGUCGCACCACCGUCUUCACGGCUAGGCCUCUUGGGGAACAGAUCGGGUCUAUUGGGAUCCAGGAACCAAGGCGGGAGGAGCGAGAAUAUGUUUGCCGGAAAGGGUGAUUUUGCUGCAUUCUUAGAAGUUCUACGGGCAAGAUGUGAGACAUGGGAUAUGGAAGGUGGCAAGGACUGGAGAAGACGUGAAGCUGAAGAAGAAACCUCUACUGAUACAAUGUUAGACGAGGCCAGCCUGAAAUCUAAUGUCGAAGGCUUUGGAGGUCUUGAGCCUAUAGCCCCUGGAAACUGGGGUCUGGGAUACGAACAGAGCCUACAUGUCAGGGAAACAAGUAAAGAGGUGUUUUUAAACAAAAAAGAUUCUAAAGUAACUGCACCCAAGCAUUACUUCGUAAGACCGUCAACAACAGUAUCUCAUGAGGAGCUCGUGACGCUGGACAGCGCUUGGAAGGCCUUGGAGCUCCAUGCAAUUCAAAGUCCUGCGGUACUACCAAAUGAUGACCUUGCCAUACCCUGGAAGGACACCACUCUACGAGUCUACGGCCGCAAUCUUCUGGUUCGUCGACACCUCUCUGGAGUCACCAAAUGGACCUUCGACGAGCUCUGCAGCACAAAUCUUGGCCCAGCAGACUACAUCACGCUCGCCUCAACAUUCCAUACUUUAAUCCUCACCGAUGUUCCCAUUCUUAAUUUUCUCCAAAAGAAUGAAGCGCGCCGUCUCAUAACCCUCCUCGACGCACUUUAUGAAGCCCGCUGUAAAAUACUCAUCGGCGCAGAGGCAGGCCCAGACGACAUCUUCUUUCCCGAGAUCAAACAACUCCCCGAAGACGGCGUAAGCACCGCAUCUGGCGAUGAAGAAAUCUACCCCGAAACCUUCAGUGAAAUCUUCCAAGACCAGACCUCCCCCUUCCGCCCCAACACCUCUUCCUAUAUUUCCUCGGCUUCCCCACCGUCGUAUUCCACAACCCCCCUCCCUUUCCCACAAUCUCAAGCCUCAUCAUCCCGCUCCAUUCUAGCAGACGAAGACAGCGACUUCGGCCCAGUCUACGGCGCCGGCCGAAGUCACGGACCAAGCGAUGGUGCUCCAGGUGCAGGAAACGAGAUUGGCCGGCAGUCUCCCGACUUCGCCCGUACUGGAACAUUCACAGGUGAGGAUGAGAGGUUCGCGUACAAGCGAGCUCGGAGCCGUUUGUGGGAGAUGUGUGGAAAGAGAUGGUGGGCGAGGGACGAAGAAGGGUGGUGGAGGCCUUUGGGGAAGGACGCCAGGCGUUGGGAGGGAGCCAUGGACGAUUUGGCUCGUGUCACCUCUGCCCAAGGUGCCCUCCAAGCUGAGGAGGGAAUCAACCAAGAAGAAGUGUUCAGACAUGGCGCUAGUCCUUUUCGUACGAGUCAAGAGGCUCCUCCGAAAUUUGGCUGGGAGCAUGCAUGGGGCCUUAUCAAAUGGGGGAAGAAGGCUGGGGCGUGGGGAAAGGGGGUUGAAGGACUGGGGGAGAGAGGCAAGCCAGAGGUCUCGGAGACAGAGAGGAGGAGUAAGCGGCGAUGA
Messenger RNA from Letharia lupina, 3000 nucleotides. RefSeq lists its product as uncharacterized. Gene Ontology annotation, cellular component: cytoplasm; mitochondrion. Gene Ontology annotation, molecular function: ATP binding; ATP hydrolysis activity. Bases 1 to 3000 code for a protein of 999 amino acids. Lineage: Eukaryota; Fungi; Ascomycota; Lecanoromycetes; Lecanorales; Parmeliaceae. The record is from RefSeq and is a predicted model, not a curated record. The transcript is spliced from 3 exons.